Cololabis saira (Pacific saury) is the source of this 4509-nucleotide messenger RNA. It is a transcript of the gene fam241a, whose product is annotated as family with sequence similarity 241 member A. NCBI's taxonomy places the organism in Eukaryota, Metazoa, Chordata, Actinopteri, Beloniformes, Belonidae. The record is from RefSeq and is a predicted model, not a curated record. The transcript has 2 exons. Gene Ontology annotation, cellular component: intracellular membrane-bounded organelle. The coding region runs from base 39 to 521 and encodes 160 amino acids.
UUAAAGCAGCAGCAGGAACAGAAGCGGCUGCAGGAAACAUGUCGGCUGCUGACGGCCGGCCGGUGGAGAGACUCCAUCUACCCCCGGGCUGGAGACUCGUCCCCCCGGGGGAGGAGCACCGAGAUCCCCGCAGGGGGAGAGGACCGAGCCCGGGGACAGACCCGACCCGGGACCCGACCAGGGACCCGACCACUCUCCGGAGUUGUGUGAUCCGGAACCCGCGAGGCCCCCCCGAUGACGACCGGCGGCUGGGCAGGCACCCGCGUGGCCCCCCCGGGCCCUCGGCCCCCCCGCCCGGGCCCCCGGCCCCCCAGCUGGACGACAUGGAGCGCAUGGGGACUCUGUUCGGGAUGAUCAACAAGGGCCUGCGGGCCGUCGGCUUCAGCCAGAUGUUGUUCGGGGACCGGACGGUGGAGCCCGUCGUCAUCGUCUUCUUCUGGACGCUGCUCUGGUUCCUGGGGAUCCAGGCCCUGGGGCUGGUGGGGACGCUGUGCAUCAUCAUCAUCUACAUCCAGAAGUGAUGGGUCUGGGUCUGGGUCUGGACCUGGACCCGGACCUGGACCUGGGAUCCACCCAGGACUGACCUUCAUGUGGACACACGUCUCUGGGACUUAGUGUGAAGACCUGGUUUAGAUCUGGAGGAGGAACCUGGUCCUCGGGGGCUAAAGUCCUGCAGGUUUUAGUCCUCGUUUCCACGUAGCAGAAACGCUGGUGUUUUCAUUCGUUUUGGCCGUUCGUUUUCACGAAAACGAAGCUCAAAGUCUCUGUAGCUGCAAAAAUCUAAUGAGCUUUCUUUUAGGGCUGGGUGAUAUGGACCAAAAGUCAUAUCUGGAUAUUUUCUAGCUGAAUGUUGAUACUCGAUAUAUAUCGAUAUUUCUUCUGUGACAUAAUUGGCGUUUCCCCCAAAGCAUUAUAGCAUAGCAUCUCUGUUAGCAUCUCUGUUAGCUUCUCUGUUAGCAUCUCUGUUAGCAUCUCUGUUAGCAUCUCUGUUAGCAUCUCUGUUAGCUUCAUUUUUUCUGAGGCAAACCCUUAAAAAAACAGUCAGUUUUAAUACAAACCUCGUGCCAAAUGUCACACAGGUUCCUUUAUUAACAGAGGUCUGCACAAUAUCAAAAUGUAUAAAACAAAUGAAACAAAAAUAAACUGCCUGCAUAUAUAGAAUAAAAUGCUUCUUCAAUAAAAUAAAACAAAUAUCCCUUUCCUGCAUAACAAUUAAAUUAAAAUACACUGUGCAAUUAAUACAAUGUAGACAGUAACAGGCAGACUUUUCCACUGAGGUUGACAGUUGUGCAAAUAACAAAACAUUUGUGCAAAUCUCAAAUAAAACAUUCAAGUCAAUUUGUCACAAAAUAAGCUAGAUCAAAAUCAUAUAUUUAUAUCAAUAUAAACGAUAUUGUCUCGUACCAUAUUGCGUUUGAAAAUAUAUCCAUAUAUAUUAAAAUCUGGAUAUAUCGCCCAGCCCUACUUUCUUUCAACACAUUCAGUCCAUUCUUUCGUCUGGUUUUUCCACAUGGAAAGACUUACGCAGUGUCAGACUCCCAGCUGUCCUUUAAAUAAAUCCAAAGAGCGUUGUGAUUCACCGAUGCCUAGACUUUAUUGUAAAAAUAACAAACUUUAAAUAAAGAUGCAAUUAGAGUCCUUAAGUUUUAACAGAACAAUAUCUCCAAUGUUGAAGUUCUGUCCAUUUCUGCCUCUCUUGGCGUAGCAGACGUGUUCCUGUGUCCAUUUAUGCCAAAAAAGAUCGGCCAUGUACUGGACCUGUUUCCAGUUGGCGUAAAAAAAUCAUCAUUUCUGAAAACUCCGGCCAAAGUGGAGAUUUUUAAAAACUCUGUUUUCACGUUUGCUUGUAAACAGAGAGAAACGGACAUUUAUUCUUCAGAACGUCACAUUAUGAGACAGAAACGUCACCAGCAUCACGAGCAGUGUUGGUCAUAUUACUUUGAAAAAGUAAUUAAUUACUGAUUACUGAACCAAAAAAGUAAUCCUGUUACUUUACUGAUUACUUAUUUUCAAAAGUAAUUAGUUACAUUACUAGUUACUUCGUUACUUUUCAAAAACAUGAUGCACAACCUGAAUACACUUUACUGGAACAAUAUAAAACAAUAGAACUUUCAGUUUAAUUCUAUUCUUUGUGCAUAUUCCACCAUAUAAAAUUAAAUGACAAUAAGUAAAUGAAACGGUCUAUUUUUAAACUUGUUUUUAUUAUUUUCAGUCUUAAAUUUAUGCACAUUGCAUCAGGCAAAAUACAGCUCUCUCUGACUUGAACUACAAUCUAACCUGCGACAAGCUUCUUCAAUUCAGCUGCACUAAGUCCCGUUGGUCUUAAUCUAGUUUCACCUGUUUAGCAGCAGAGGGGCCACCGGCAGUUCUCCCUGGAGUCUGAUGAGGCAGCCGGCGCUGCAGCCCCAGUGGGGGAGGAGGAAUCCGAGCUUUCCUCCCACACAGACUUUACAGCGGACGAGAAUGCUUUUAUCACUUUUGACCGAGUCAAACUCAAAAUAAUGUCUGUAAUUCCAGGCGUUAAACGCCGCAUGCUCCUGCUCUCUCGCACUCCAUGUCGUCUCUGGUUUACCACUGACUUUGCGCCGCUCAUACGUCAGUAUGAGCGGCGCAAAGUCAUGAGAUAUUUUCACAAAACAAAUAUUGCAUUUUAGUAACGCAGUAACGCAGCCUUCUUUCAGAAAAGUAAAGGUAAUCUAAUUACUGUUUUUGCAAUUGUAAUCCCUUACUUUACUUGUUACUUGAAAAAGGCAAUCGGAUUACAGUAACGCGUUACUUCUAACGCGUUUCUGCCCAUCACUGGUCAUGAGUGACACCUGUGGUUACAAUUAGUUUGUAACCGUCAAUAUUUUCUUGUAUUUGACCUUUUUUUUAUUCUAACGUCACACUUAAAAGUAACUCCACUUCUCUGUCACUCCAAACCAAAGACUCGAAAGAGUAUGCUGCAGUUUUAACACGAGCUCCUAGCUGGCUCGCCAAUUAUUAUAAUAUAUAAUAUAAAAAUUACCACCAGGUGCAGGAACAGCUUCUUUCCCACAGCUGUCUCCCUGCUGAACUCUGACCCCCCCAGAUGAACGGAAUGCAGUUGGAUGCUAACUGCAUUCCGUUGCCCUGUACUUUUGACAUGUGCAAUGACACUUCUCUGUCUCUCCAAACCAAAGACUCUGGUUCAUCUUGGAAGUAACUGGAAGUUACUCGUGUCAUUUGUUGAUGUUUUUUUCCAGGAUUCUGAUUGGCUAGCAUGACUUUAUCUUCUCGUUACACUGCCCCCUGUAGGUUUGGCUGCUCAUAGCACCUUAACAGAUAUUUAUGCAGGUUCCUGGAAAUUAUGGGAUUUUUAUAAACGUAGAGGGGAAAAUAUCAAUUUUUUGUAAAUACCUGCUAUGUGGAAACGUGGCCUAAGUUGCUGCUUUGCAUCCAAACCUGAUUCUAAUUAAGGUCUUCGUCACUUCAUCACCAGGUCUCACUAGUCUGAUAACGACCGUCGUUUGUAUCCGGGUGUGUUGAAGGGAAACAUCUAAACCUGCAGGACUGUUGUUUCUCCAGGACCAGGUUUUUCCUCCUCUGAUCCAGACGGGCUGAUCUGCAGCAGAGCUGCCCCUGCUGGGGUUCAUUUCAAAUAAAACACUCAUUUGUUUCCUUAAAUCAAAUUCAACAAAGUUUCUUCUCAAUUCCUGCGGUCAGACGUCCUCGUCCGUCCGACCGACAGGAACCAACAUCUUCCAGCUCUUUAAUGUUGAGUUUACAGCUAAAGCUGCUGUUACAGACAACAGUUUUUACCAAAGUCUGGUCAAACAUGUCAAAGAUCAGCUGACGAGGUUUCACUGUGUCAGAAAAACCUCAAAUCCAGAACAAAUAUGGUGUUUUUGUAAGUGGGAGUAAAACAUAUCUUGAUGCUAAUGAGCACAAAGUGUUUCUAAAGGAUCCUGGCUGGAAAAACACUGCAAAAACUCUAAAUCUUACCAGGAAUAUUUGUCUUAUUUCUAGUUAAAAUGUCUCAUUUUUAGUCAAAAAAUCUCUUUACACUUAAAACAAGAGUCAUUACCAGAAAAAAAAUACUUAUUUGACAAUUUUCACCUGUUUCAAGUAAAUAUUCACUUGAAAUAAGUAGGAAAAUCUGCCAGUGGGACAAGAUUUAUCUUCUCAUUACAAGCAAAAAAAUCUUGUUCCACUGGCAGAUUUUUCUACUUAUUUUAAGUGAAAAUCUACUUGAAACAGGUGAAAAUUGUUGUUUCUUCCAGUGAUGAGUCUCGUUUUAAGUGUAAUGAGAUUUUUUUACUAAAAAUGAGACAUUUUAACUAGAAAUAAGACAAAUAUUCUGGUAAGAUUUAGAGUUCUUCCACCGACACGUCUGUCGUGUCUGGACUCUGUUUCUCCGUCGUCUUUACAUGAAAAGUUCAGUUUGUUUGUGCUGCAAAUGUUUCUGAUCAACUUCACUGGACUGACCGAACAAGGAUCUGUUUGUUCCAAUAACUUAAAUAAAAUCUGACGGCUACCGCCGAGAUCUUC